Messenger RNA from Budorcas taxicolor (takin), 712 nucleotides. Its product is annotated as cytochrome c oxidase subunit 7A2, mitochondrial. Gene Ontology annotation, biological process: mitochondrial respirasome assembly; mitochondrial electron transport, cytochrome c to oxygen; regulation of oxidative phosphorylation. The record is from RefSeq and is a predicted model, not a curated record. Lineage: Eukaryota; Metazoa; Chordata; Mammalia; Artiodactyla; Bovidae. The transcript has 4 exons. Bases 109 to 360 code for a protein of 83 amino acids.
UGGGUUCCAGGCGCUUGCGCAAGGCCAGAAGGUAGUUCCGGCUCCAGCGUGGGCGUUCUCGUUGCUGGUGGUCAGUUGCCGCGGUUGGUGGGCAGUAACUGAGCCAAGAUGCUGCGGAAUCUUCUGGCUCUCCGUCAGAUUGCUAAGAGGACCAUAAGUACUGCUUCACGCAGGCAGUUUGAAAAUAAGGUUCCAGAGAAACAAAAGCUGUUUCAGGAGGAUAAUGGAAUUCCAGUGCAUCUGAAGGGUGGGAUAGCUGAUGCCCUCCUGUAUAGAGCCACCAUGAUUCUUACAGUUGGUGGAACGGCAUAUGCCAUGUAUGAACUGGCUGUGGCUUCAUUUCCCAAGAAGCAGGAUUGACUUCAGUUUAUCCUGCCAGCAAUGAGUUGGUUCAAUUCCAUUCAGCUCUCUGUGGACCAGUAAUCUGAUACAUAACUGAGUUCUUUGGGGAUCAAUAUUUAUUGACUUGUAUUAGCUGCCACCAAUAAAGCAGUCUUUACCAUGCCUUUUUUUAUUUUAUCACUUUAGGAUACAUUAUACCAGUAAUAUCAGCCUUAUAAACCUUGGUAAGGAGCAAAAAAUGUUUCUUUUGUCAUUAGGUCAUUAGGUUAUAUAAAGUACUGUUGUGGUAUUAUUUUAGUGACUUUAUUUUUAGCAGCUUCAGAUUACAACAGGGAAUGGUCUUCAGCUCUAAAAGAGCUUGACGCAUGGA